UGCAAGAAAACACAACAUGAAGAUGGAGUGGACGAAACUAAAAGCUCCGUGACAUAACCACAAGCGAAUCAAGCGAUGUCGACCGAGGAUCCUAACGACACAAUACAUUCGUCAGUUUAGUUCCUACACGGGUUUUCACAUUUGGCACUGACAAUGGAUUCUGCUUUGUUCCCUGAGGACAUCACUGAACAGAAGAAGAUCCGCAUCGUCGGAUCGGAGCUUGUGGAGAACUACACUGUCUACAUCAUUGAAGUGACAGUUGGGGAUCACCAGUGGACAAUAAAGCAUCGCUACAGUGAUUUCCAUGAUCUCCACGAAAAGCUCACUGCAGAAAAUAAAAUUGACAAAAAUCUACUACCACCCAAGAAGAUGAUCGGCAAGAAUUCCAAAAGCUUGGUGGAGAAACGACAAAAGGAACUAGAGGUCUACCUCCAAACGCUCCUUGUGAAAUUCCCUUUGGCUGCUCCCAAAGUCUUAUCCUGUUUUCUGCAUUUUCAUUUAUACGAAAUCAAUGGGAUAACAGCUGCACUGGCAGAGGAACUGUUUCAUAAAGGAGAGCAGCUCCUGCUUGUGGGGGAAGUGUACCUGCUGCGGCCCCUGCAGCUGUACGCUAUCACCCAGCAGCUGAAGCUCGCCAAGCCCACCUGCGCAAAUGGAGACGCCAAGGCAGACCUCGGACACAUUCUGGACUUCACCUGUCGACUGAAAUAUCUAAAGAUACCAGGCACACGGGGAGUGGUUGGCACCAGCAACAUUCAGGAACACCUUCUCUCGUUUGACUUGUCAGUCUUCAAAUCCCUCCUGCAGAUCGAGAUCAGCCAGUGUGAGUCCAAACGGGUCGUAGGGCUUCCCUCUUUACGAACAUCUCUGGCCACAAUGAGCGUCCACUAUUCGGCGGAGUCGAUGAAGGACAUCCUGGUUCCCGAAUCUGCUGAGUUCGCCCAGUGGGAAGCAGAGGGCGUGGCCACUGACUGCCCUGUCACUGCCAUCAUUCCUACAUGGGGAACACUGACCACCCUGGACAUGAGCCACAAUCACAUAAACUGCAUUGAUGAGUCAGUGAAAUUAAUACCAAAAGUAGAAUUCCUAGACCUAAGUUACAAUGAACUUUCUCGAGUGGAAAACUUGCAGCAUCUGUAUAAUCUGAUUCACUUGGACCUGUCCUACAAUAAGCUCACUGUGCUAGAGGGAGUUCAUACAAAGCUUGGGAACAUCAAAACCCUCAACUUGGCUGGGAAUCAGCUGGAAAGUCUCUCUGGUCUUAAUAAACUUUACUCCCUUGUAAAUUUGGACUUGAGCAACAACAAACUAUCACAGUUUGAGGAGAUUAAGCACAUCGGGAUGCUGCCGUGCUUGGAAAAGCUCUCCCUCACCAAGAACCCGCUGAGCAUCAUCCCGGACUACAGGCGGAAGGUUCUGGCACAGUUCUGGGACCGGGCGUCAGAGGUUUGCCUGGACUGUACCGCAACAACCGAAAAGGAGCUGGACACGGUGGAGGUGCUGAAAGCCAUACAGAAAGCCAAAGAAGCCAAGGAUAGAAUGGCAAACAGUGAAGUGAAGAAGAUCUGUGAGGACUCCAGGCCCUCAGGUGGUGGAUCCCCCUCACCUUCCUCCUCUCUUGCUGCUCCGCCCUCCUCUCCCCCCCUGUCCCGCCCGCCCAGCUCCAGCCAAGAAGUAAUAUGUAUAGAAGAAGCCUUAGUUACCAGUAAACUGCUUACUCCUGUGGAUUCUGCAAUUACCCAGAGGUGCUACAAUUUACAAAAUACUACUUGUGAGGAAACAUUACAGAUUCAGACACAACCACUUGCUUCCUGUUUGUCCCGGAAAAUCAGCAGUGAUCAGCAGAUGAGCUGCUGUUGCCGUGCGGAGGACCGCAUCACCUGGGCGGACUCCGGGGCGGCCCCCGUGCUGCCCUUCUCCCUGGCGGCCUACACCGCGGGCAACCUGGACUUCCUGGCGCAGCUGGCCGCGCUGGUGACCCGCACGGCGCUGGAGGCCGAGGGGCCCGGGGCCCCGCAGCGGGGCCAGACGCAGCGCGACGGCGGGAAGGAGGAGGAGGAGGAGCGCGGCAGCCAGAGCUCGGGCGACGGGUACUUCGAGAUGGGCCUGUCCCAGGGCGAGGAGGGCGAGGUGUGCUCCGCGUCCUCGGAGGACGGGGACGGCGGGCCGGAGCUGCUCCGCGUGUCCAGGGUGGUGUGGGCGCACUGCGUGCGCGUGGGGAAGGGCGUGGCGCAGGCGCCCGUGUGCGUGGCCCUGACGGACGGCGUGCUGGCGGCGUACCGCGUGGCGGGCGGGGCGCUGCCCGUGAGCGCGCGGGACCUGGCCGGCCGUCUGGAGAGCGAGCUGCUGGCGCCCUACGGCGAGCUGGAGGACGUGCGCGCGGACGUGCCCGAGCUGUGCCUGUCGCUCAGGCUGCGCGCCGGCGCCACGCGCUGGUACUUCCUCACGGACGCGCAGAGCCUCAGCGACAUGCGCUCCUGCCUCUCCGCCUCCGCGCACGGCUCCCCGGCCACGCCCCAGCAGCUCCUCCGCCAGCUGCUGCCCUCCUGGGAGUGCGAGGAGAGCGACUGCGCGGUCAAAGGGGCCUUCUCCGCCCACCUCCUGGACCCCGCCGCGACGGACUCCGUCUCCCAGCGUGCCCCGGGCUCGCCGCGCCCGGACAUCCUGUCGCACGUCAGCGCGGCGGAGACGGAGGGCGGCCCGCCCCGCUGCCUGCCCUGCUUCCUGUUCCUCACGCUGCGCCACCUCUGCGUCCUGAAGCUGGACUUCUCCGCGCCGGCCGGGCCCCCGGAGGGCCCGCGCGGGACGAGGCCCGGGGCCAGGCUGACCCGCGUGCCCCUGGCGGCCGUGCUCCCCAGGCCCCAGCGGGGCUGCCCCGCCUCGCCGCCCGGACACUGGCUCCGCGACGGACACGCCCUGGAGCUGAUGGUGGGCCACGAGCUGGUCACGGCCGUCUUCCCUCUCCCGCACGACAAGUUCCUGUUCCUGAGCCUGCUGGGCCAGCUCCGCUCCUGCCUGAGGGACAUCAAGACCGUGGCCUUCCUGCAGGCCGGACCCUGCCGCAGGAAGACAAACGGCCACCAGAGGGAGCCGCUGAGCAGUGCUCCUCAGGGACCGCAGAGGCCGCAUUUAACCCUGUCCCUGCUGUACCCCGCUGACCCCCUGAUCCAGAAGCUGUCCGAGGAGAACCAGUGCCCGGCUCACCUGUCCGUCUCCCCCUCCCUGCUCUUCCUCUCUGGCCUCAGGGGGAAGGAGCUGGUGGAGUUCUUCUACAACACUAUCGCAGAGGUGGAGAACGAGGAGCUGAGGCACAUCCUCUGGUCCUCCGUGCUCUUCUACAAGUCUCCCGACGUGGAGCUGACGGCCUGCAUCAUGCUCUCCACCAAAGCGCUGUACUUCAUCCUGGACGACACCGCGUCCACGCUCAGCGACCAGGCUUUGCUGUGGAACUGGAACCCUUCGAAUUACGAGGAGACGGACUUCAUCAUUUCCUACUGCUUUGCCAUGAAACUGAACGAGCUGCAGAGUGUCAACGUUGGGCUGUUUGACCAGUACUUCAGAGUGGUCGGUCCGUCAGCAGAUCAUAUCAUCUCCUGUCUGACCCGGGACAGCUAUGGGACGCACCAUUUCCUGCAGCAGCUGAUGACCGUGCUGUCCUUCCUGGAGAAGCUGCCCUCGCCUGAGCCCUCCGAGCCAGACUUCUACUCCCAGUUCGGCAACAAGAGCACAGGUAAAAUGGAGAACUACGAGCUGGUCCACUCCAGCAAGGUGAAGUUCGUGUACCCCAGCGAGGAGGAGAUCGGGGACCUGACCUUCAUCGUGGCGGAGAGGAAGGGCGCGCCGGGCCACUCGCUCUCCUGCAACAUCCUGUUCUACGUGCUGGCCUUCCAGGUGCAGAGCGGGCUGGCGCCGGUCGCCGCGGAAACCCGGCAGCAGCGGCAGCAGCAGCAGCUCCUGCAGCCCCGGACGCUCAUCCUCACCAGCUCCGACGUCUUCCUCCUGGAGGAGGACUACAUCAGCUACCCGCUGCCCGCCUUCGCCAAGGAGCCGCCGCAGCGCGACAAGUACCGGCUGACGGACGCGCGGCGCAUCCGCGACCUGGACCGGGUGCUCCUGGGGUACCAGACCUACCCGCAGGCGCUCACGCUGGUGUUCGACGACGUGCCGGGCCCCGACCUCCUCUGCCACCUCACCAUGGACCACUUCGCCGACGAGCGGGGCGGGGGCGGGGCCGGGGGCGGGGCGCGGGGCGGGGACCAGGGCGAGGUGCAGUGGUGCGUGUUCGUCCCCGGCGCGGACAGCAGGGAGCGGCUGAUCUCGCUCCUGGCUCGCCAGUGGGAGGCGCUGUGUAGCCGGGAGCUGCCGGUGGAGCUGACCGGCUGAGAGGCUACGCGCGCGCGGAUGAACACGGACACGACACGGACGCCGCGCGGAUGAACACGGAUGAACACGGACACGACACGGACGCCGCGCGGAUGAACACGGACACGACACGGACGCCGCGCGUUACGCGAUAGGACAGCGAGGCAAAACAAACCGGGCUUCUCGUGCCCAAAACCGCUUCUCAAGAGACUCCCGCAUUUUUUUUAAUGUGACAUUUCCUCACAGUGCAUCCUGGGAUUUAUUAUAAUUUUUUUUUCUAAACAAAGAAUCCACAAGAGUUUGAUAUUUAUUGCUGUCUUCGGCUUCUUCGAAUAGCUUGCUGCUUCUUACCCGCGUGAUAUAUCGUUGUGUACAAUCUGCAAUAUGUAAAUUAUUCCAAGAGAGCAUGUUUUGUCCAUGUGUGUUACAUUGUGUUUUCUGUAGACCAGCAUUAUUUUAGUCUGAAUGGAGUACAGUUAUCUAUAUUUUGACUCAAGGAAGGUUGGCUGUCUCAACUCUUUUUUUUUUUUACUUUUUAUGUUUUUUGUUUUUUUUUAAGGUAAAAAACAUCCAUGUUUGAAUGUCUUUAUUGGAACUUUUACUUUGUAUUUUAUUUCACCAAGUUUUCAGCUCAUCUCUGCAUACAUACAUCUCUAAAUGUAUGAAAACUACCCAAGCAAGCACGUUUUCACGCGUUUACACAAAGGAGUAGAUGGUUAUAUUUUCGGUCAGUGGUUCUGAAGACGAUGCAUCCUUGGCAAUCGCUGAAUUAAUAAGGAAUUUAACAUGCCUUUUUUUUUUUUUGUUCUUUUUUUAUUGUCGAUAAAUAAAGCCUAAUCUACACUCAAGAACACCCCUGACAGGACAAGUGAAAACGGUCUGCGUGACUUCAGCCAUGGAGCAGCCGAGCUGGGGUCUGUGCUACUCGUCCUGGGGUUGUUUGGGGCGCUUAUGUCUGUCAGGGUUUAACGGACAGGUCAAAAGGGGUAUUUGCACACCGCUUCUGCUCACAGUUUGUAUAUAUAAAUUGAGAUUGGGGGUGGGGAACUAAAGUUAUCAUGAGGAUUUGACUGUCAAAUAGAUCUUUCCAGUUAAGGGAACUGAGAAUGGUGGGGGGUUGGGGGUUUGAUUGUAGAUAAUUUGAGAAACCAGCUUGCAGUAUUAUUUGGCGCUGACCUUGCCAGUUGCCACUUCCUGUUUUUCCCCCCCGUCGCUGGUGAGGAAGUCGGGGAGAAGGAACCCGCACACGUCCACCUCUCACCGGGACUGCCUGAGCUGGCCGCUCCCAGGGAACGCCUGGAGGUCUCUCAGUCCUCUCACCCACCAGCAGCGGGGCUGAGUCAAAAGCUGAAAAAAAAAGCUUGCGUUUCCCCUUGCCGAAAAACCAACUUAACUUAUUUAGAUUACUUUAAACACGACGUUACACAUUUUUAGUAGUCCUUGUAGCAUACGUCGGGUUCUGAAGAUAAAAGUUUGAAGUAAAAAAAAAUGUAUGCCUAUUUUAUGUCCGAUGUACCAGAGACCACCAAGCAAUGGCCGCGAAAGAAUUCUGAUUCGGAAGAAAUGCCAAGCCGUGAUUAUCGGCCCAUGCCUCUAUCUCCUUGGCUUGCCAGGUGAGGCUUUUCCAAGGAGGGAGUUUGCGGAGGUACUGCCAGUUCUCAAAGAGUGGCGACCACCACCCUGAUACCAACCAGCCAAUGCAAUGUGUCCUGCUCCAAGACAGUGGGGUUGCAGGUGAACUUGGGAACACCAAGAACUGAAAGCAGUAUAUCGUUCAUCAGUAUAUAUGAUUCAGGCCAGAUUCAUGCUUCUCAUUGGUAUAGCGUAUUAUCUUAACCUUAUCGUUGUUAUCAUGGAACACUAUCUUAAGCUCCUCAUCUCACAUCCAUCUACUGGACGGUCGGUCCUCUAUUGGCAUAGAUCUUGGGAGCAUCGCUUUCAAAUCCGUUCUCAACCAAUGCGAGUGGGAAUUCCAGAAGUGCAGUGGUGAAUUCAUAUGUAUAAUUGUAAUGGCAGUUAUUUUAUAAUAUUGCUGGGUGUCAUGCAGAAAUAUUGUACGUCCAUUUCUUGUCAUGUGGAGUUUUUUCACCCAUGUACUGUACAUGUCGACAACUAAUAAAGUUGGUGCAAAACUGAAAA
Molecule: messenger RNA, 6501 nt
Organism: Conger conger (European conger)
Lineage: Eukaryota; Metazoa; Chordata; Actinopteri; Anguilliformes; Congridae
Product: nischarin-like
Exons: 21
Coding region: 154-4383 (1409 amino acids)
Cellular component (GO): cytoplasm
Molecular function (GO): phosphatidylinositol binding; protein kinase binding; integrin binding
Source: RefSeq, a predicted model, not a curated record